UCUCGAUUCUUCUCUCCUCUCUCUCUCUCUCUCUCUCUCUGGAAAAGCCCAUCGCUUUCCUCGUCGAUCAAUUAUAUCAAUCAAAACAACAGCCCAAAAAAAUCAAAUCCCUCUCCCUCCCUCUCUCUCUCUCUCAUUUCCUCGUUUUCUUCACUCUAUCAUCAAUCCAUAUAUAAAACCAAGCAUACACACACACACACACACACAUAUAUAUAUAUAUCAUAGGUUUCCUUCACAUAUUUCAUCUCUCUCAUCAGCUUCUCCGUUCCUCUUUCUCUAUACAUUAUUCAUAUAUACAUAUAUAUACAUAGUUAUAUUCAUAUAUAUAUAUAUAUAUAUUUGUCUGUUGGUACUGGGACUGGUACGUCUCCUCUUGGAAUCCGCGAGGGGUUUUGGGCGUUCGGAAUGAUUCUUCGGAUGCGGAGGAAUUGAGAUCCAAAUGUUAUUGGACGCCAAAGGAGAUUGGGAUUCCAAUGCUUGGAUCUACUGACGGUCUUAUGGCCUCCAGCUCGGAGAAGUCAGUACAAUUAAAGUUUCCAUCUGAUGUUUUGCUGCCAAAUAAUUUUUCUUUGGCUGAGCAAUCUUUUAUGGGGUGAGAAGUGGGGGCGAAAUGGUUUUACAUUCCAAGUAUCUAAAGACAUGGAGGAGACACGAGAUGAUGCAGGGCCAGCUGAGCAAGGGCCUUCUAAUGCUUCGUGGUGGCAUUCAGAUUUUAUUGAAAGAUUUGGAUCUGUUUCUUUGGGUUCUCAAGAUGAGACCUUAAGCAAUACAGAAUCACCAAGAAGUUCUGAUCAAGAUGUAUUGUCAUCUCAGAAAGCAUCUCAAAUUCUAUGGCGCACUGGAGUGCUUUCUGAACCAAUUCCAAAUGGUUUUUAUUCUGUUGUUCCGGAGAAAAGGCUUAAGGAGACUUUUGAUGAUAUUCCUACUCUCGAUGAACUUCAUGUCUUGAGAGGAGAGGGUUUUAAAGCUGAUAUCAUUCUUGUAGAUGCUGCUAAAGAUAAAAAACUCUCCAUGUUGAGGCAACUGAUUGUGGCACUAGUGAAAGGAUUAAACUCAAAUCCAGCUGCCGUGAUAAAAAAGAUAGCAGGAUUGGUUUCUGAUUUCUAUAAACGGCCGAAUUUAGAAAGUCCAGCAAAAGCUGCACUAGAAGAAACCUCCCACAUGUUUGAAAACCGAGGUCUACAACUGCUUGGGCAAAUAAAGCAUGGUUCAUGUCGUCCCCGGGCAAUCUUAUUUAAAGUCUUAGCAGAUACUGUAGGUCUUGAAAGUAGGCUCAUGGUGGGCUUGCCUAGUGACGGGGUUGUUGAGUAUUCGGACUCAUAUAAGCAUAUGUCCGUCAUAGUUGAAUUGAGUUCUGUUGAAUACUUGGUUGAUCUCAUGCGGUUUCCAGGCCAGCUGUUGCCGCGAACAACCAAGGCAAUUUUUAUGACCCAUAUUUCUGCAGCAGGGGAGAGUGAUUCUGCAGAAAAUGACUCCUGUGAUUCACCAUUAGAACCGAACAGUCCUCUAUAUGGGUUUUCAGAGCGAGUUGAUCCUGACAGUGCUGAAAAAGAUGAAAGUCUUCAGUUGCAAAGGAGGUUAGACUCAAAUGUACCAGGUCUGUCAUUGCGGAAUAUGAUGCUGAGAUCUGCUACCUCUGUUGACAGGAAAUUAAGUUUAUCUCAUAGUGAACCAAACAUUGCAAAUUCAUUUUGGCGGCGCAGUCGGAGGAAGGUCAUUGCUGAACAGCGAACUGCUAGUUCAAGUCCAGAACAUCCUUCCUUCCGAGCCCGUGGACGGUCCAUGCUUAGUGGUGAUAGAAAGUCAUUUAGAGAUUAUGCUGAUGACAUGUCCACAUCAAGCUAUAGGUCAGAUGGUGCGUCAACAUCAGAGGCUCGUAGGAUAAGAAGAAGAAGCAUUAGCAUCACGCCAGAAAUUGGUGAUGAUAUAGUGAGGGCUGUUCGGGCUAUGAAUGAAACAUUGAAGCAAAAUCGCCUUUUGAGAGAGCAAGGCGAGGACGUGUCUUUAGACGACAGAAAUAGGAGUUCUGAUCUACAAAAUAAUGAACAAAUAUCUCAGAAGGCAAUAUCAUUACCCUCAUAUCCACAUGAUUAUAGGCGUCAAAUUUCUGAGAGAAGUGGACAUUCAGGUUAUCUGGCGAAUGAUGAACUGGUCUCAACAUGGAAUAAAGUUCUUCAAUCUUCCAUGUUUAAUAACAAGCCUCUAUUACCUUACGAAGAAUGGAAUAUUGAUUUCUCAGAGUUGACUGUCGGAACUCGUGUUGGCAUAGGGUUCUUUGGAGAAGUCUUCCGUGGCGUUUGGAAUGGAACAGAUGUAGCAAUCAAGGUUUUCUUAGAGCAACAUCUAACUGCUGAAAACAUGGAAGAUUUCUGCAAUGAGAUAUCCAUUCUUAGCCGACUUCGACAUCCCAAUGUUAUUUUAUUUCUGGGUGCGUGCACAAAGCCUCCACGUCUAUCGAUGGUUACCGAGUAUAUGGAGAUGGGAUCCUUGUAUUAUUUGAUUCACUUAAGUGGUCAAAAGAAAAGGCUUAGCUGGCGGAGAAAACUAAAAAUGUUGCGAGAUAUAUGCAGGGGGCUGAUGUGCAUACACAGGAUGAAAGUGGUUCAUCGGGACCUAAAAAGUGCAAAUUGUCUUGUGAACAAGCAUUGGACAGUGAAGAUCUGUGAUUUUGGACUCUCCAGAAUAAUGACAGAAACUCCCAUUAAGGACUCGUCAUCUGCAGGAACUCCAGAAUGGAUGGCACCUGAACUUAUUCGAAAUGAACCCUACACCGAAAAGUGCGAUAUUUUUAGCCUUGGGGUCAUAAUGUGGGAACUCUGCACUCUAAACAGACCAUGGGAGGGAGUACCACCAGAAAGGGUAGUUUAUGCUGUUGCUAAUGAGGGGUCCAGGCUGGAGGUUCCUGAAGGUCCACUUGGCAGGCUAAUUUCAGAUUGUUGGGCAGAACCGCAUCAAAGGCCAAGCUGUGAGGAGAUACUCACUCGACUGCUCGAUUGCGAGUAUACUCUUUGCUGAUAUACGAUCUCUUGUUUGUGUAUAGAAAACUCGGGUAGAGGGUUACAUUGUAUUCUCGGCUUCAGAUGUAUACUGUCAUCAUGAGUUUUCUCAUCACUGUAAAAUCAUAAAUUGCCUUUUUUUUCCCUCAUUUCAAAUGGUGCAAAACCCAUCCGUUUUUGUGCAAUCAAAUCAAAGUCUGCCGAAUGAGCAAUAAU
Messenger RNA from Morus notabilis, 3212 nucleotides. Its product is annotated as serine/threonine-protein kinase EDR1. The transcript is spliced from 17 exons. Gene Ontology annotation, biological process: protein phosphorylation. Bases 544 to 3015 code for a protein of 823 amino acids. The record is from RefSeq and is a predicted model, not a curated record. Gene Ontology annotation, molecular function: ATP binding; protein kinase activity. NCBI's taxonomy places the organism in Eukaryota, Viridiplantae, Streptophyta, Magnoliopsida, Rosales, Moraceae.